Molecule: messenger RNA, 1320 nt
Organism: Eucalyptus grandis
Lineage: Eukaryota; Viridiplantae; Streptophyta; Magnoliopsida; Myrtales; Myrtaceae
Product: cysteine-rich repeat secretory protein 38-like
Exons: 3
Coding region: 176-1180 (334 amino acids)
Source: RefSeq, a predicted model, not a curated record
CGUUGCCAAACCUGAAAUUCUAAAAAAAUUGACUCAAAACAAGCGAAAGCAAUCUCCUGGAAAUUACCCUUAGCUGCAAAGUCAGAGGCUAACACGGGACCAUGAAUUCUCCAGCUUAUAAAUCUCAGCUCAAACUUCGACUCGAACUAGAAUACAAACCCGGAUAGAAUAAGAAAUGGCUCACUACCAAAGUGUUUCAUUGAUCAUCCCCUUCCUUCUUGCUUAUUUGAUUCUCCCCAGUUUAGUCUACCUUUCGCACGCCGAUCCUCCUUACCAGCUCUGUUCGGAACCUGGGUAUUAUGCUGUCAACAGCACGUUCCAGAAUAAUUAUGACAAUCUCGUUGCGAAUUUGUCCUCGAAUGCUUCCCUCUCGAACUUCCAUAGUAGCUCUUAUGGCAAUAACACAUACAGAGUCUAUGGUCAGUACAUGUGUUUGAAUUAUGUUAGUAAUCAAGAUUGCCGAAAAUGCAUUGAUUUGGCCUCACAGGGCAUAUUGAGGCUCUGUCCUAAUGAUACCGAGGCGAUUGUCUGGGAGGAAUUCUGCCAGUUGCGGUACUCGGGACAGGAUUUCAUCGGCCAUUUGAACAUUACGGGUAACAUUUGGAAGGACAACGUGAUGAAUGUUUCGCAACCCGACCAGUUCAAAUUAGUUGUCAACACCAGUCUGCAGAAUCUCACGAAAGUUGCAGCUUUUGAUCCUUUGUCGGACAUGUAUGCAACCGGCGCAGUUGAGUUUAAAGAUGCAAGUGCAUCGAUGCUAUAUGCAUUGGUGCAGUGUGGAAGGGACAUAUCUGGAAGCGACUGCAACAUCUGUCUUCAACAAGCUAUAAAAGAUGUGUUGGCAAACUGUUCCUUCUCAGUUGGCGCGAGGAUUCUUAGCCGUAGCUGCUAUUUGAGAUAUGAGCAGUACGCGUUCUAUGAAGGCAAAACUGCGCCAGAGCCUAAUCAAACCACACAGGGAGGUAGCAGAAAGAAAGUGUGGUUGAUUGUGAUUCUUACGGUCAUAGCUGUCGGAUUAGCAGUGCUUCUCGUGGUGUCCUGCUUUUACUAUCUUCGAAUCCACAGAAGAGAGAGAAGAGCUAUCCAGCUUGGCGUGCUCCACAAUACAGGCUACGCUAGUGGUAGCACUAGUUUCAUGAACUGGGCUUUUCACAGAAUAUCACCAACCAGUCACAGAUAACAGCUCUUCUGUCAAUUGCUUAACUAUUUCAAAUAUUGAAGCAAGAUGAUAGGCCCAAGAAAGGAGAUAUCGGGACUUGGCAAGUUCACACGUCUUGAUUGGUUACUCCUGCAUUUGAAAAUUCCUGACAAUAGUCUGUU